AUGCCUACCACCAACAUUGUUAGAUCUGGGAGAAUCGUUGCUACUAGAUGUGCUCCGAUCAAUUGCCAGUUUAGUGGUAGUCGAUUCGGGGUGAUGGGUGCUCAUCGGUUUCGGUUUAAACGGUUGGCUCCGUACAGAAUCUAUACUACCAGCUCGCAAGAGGAGACCGACGGACAGGGAGCUGAGCCUUUUGGCGCGGAGAAAGGCUCUGUGGGCAGAACUACUGAUGGUACUAGACUUGAUAACCUCGAGAGAGAUGUAGCCUGUCUCUCGGUGACCGUUCAACAUCUGUCUACAAAAGUCGAUGAUGGAUUCAAAAGGAUAGAUGGUUGGAUGAAGGUGGGCCUUGGCUUAUUUGUGGGAACAAUUCUGGUGAAGCUCGCAUACUUGGACGAAAAUAUGAAGCAAGAGAUGAAGUCCAUGGUCAAGGGUGAAGUGAAAUUGGUAAGGGGCGAGUUAAGGAGCGAAAUGAGCGCACUGAAAAGCGAUAUCGUGCUAGAACUGCACAAAAUGGAGAGCAGGAUGGAGGCUAAGAGGCGAUGGUGGUGA
Molecule: messenger RNA, 549 nt
Organism: Morchella sextelata
Lineage: Eukaryota; Fungi; Ascomycota; Pezizomycetes; Pezizales; Morchellaceae
Exons: 4
Coding region: 1-549 (182 amino acids)
Source: RefSeq, a predicted model, not a curated record